Messenger RNA from Notothenia coriiceps (black rockcod), 546 nucleotides. RefSeq names its product transmembrane protein 68-like. Lineage: Eukaryota; Metazoa; Chordata; Actinopteri; Perciformes; Nototheniidae. The transcript has 3 exons. The record is from RefSeq and is a predicted model, not a curated record. The annotation marks the transcript as partial.
UUCCGGGUCACUACCGGAGGACAGGAGUCGAGGAGUCGAGGAGGGGGAUUUGACGAAAUGAGAAAAGGCCUUAAGGGUUAACACCUUGUCGUGUCACCAUCAAAGCGUUCCGGGUUCAUGGACAGGACAGUUGUUAGCUUAACUUGAAUGUUCUUUCCGUGUAAUAUUAAAUAUAUAUAAGCUUGUUUUAAUGGCUCUGUUCAUGGAGUAGUCGACUGUCUAAGUUCACCCGUGUGUACGCAGAUGUUCUCCACACAGUGUGUUCCGUCCCUGUGAGGCUCUUCUCAGCUGUUUGAAGCGUCUGUCAGCAGGAUGUCCCGCAGCGGGAACGAGUCCUGUCUGAGGGGAGCAGAGGACACCGUCUCCUUCUUGGUGUGUGUGUUCCAUCAGUGGGAGGAGUGGGCGGGCCUCGGUCAGUUGGAGGACUAUCUGAGUGUUUUGGAGUACCUGCUGUGGGUCUUCACCCCUCUGAUCAUCGUCUUCAUCCUGCCCUUCCUCAUCGUCAUCCUCCUUUACCUCUCCAUACUCUUCCUUCAUGUCUACAAG